AUGAAAGCAGUUGGCACAGCUGCUAAUACUGGUACUGGUGGAGGAAAGGUAGUGACGUCUCCCGAACAAGAGUGUAGGCAGUGCAGAGGCCAUGCAGAGUGUGAGAAGAUUAUUGCUGAAGAUUUGAGAGCAGUUCCUCUGCAUCACUAUCCAGAGUUUGUGGAGGCCUGUGCAGACCUCAUCAAUGAAGAAUGGAAGAGGAGCAAAGCAUCUCGGAUUCAUUCACUCCAUAAAUCCUCCAAUUGUUUUCCAGUUUGCCUCGUGUUGAUAAGGACUGUGAAGAAUGUAGACAAUCCUAGGAAUGAAACCAAAGGACAACUGUUGGGUCACAGCAGGCUCUCUCAUGUAGUUGGCAAGCCCACAGGCUUAUUUGUGGAGACAGUUGUUGUUGCUAAGGAAUUCCGGGGCAAAGGUUAUGGUAGAAAGUUAAUGGAAGCCACAGAAACCUAUGCCAAACGUCGUGGGUUCAACACGCUAUAUCUCAGUACUCAUGAUAAACAACAUUUCUAUUCCCAUUUGGGAUAUGUGUUAUCAAAUCCAGUCCAGAAUGCGGGGUCGAUGACCACAUUCAUGCACAUGGAAUUCCUUGAAAAGUUGUCUGUGGGUUCUACUCUGCCACAGUCAUCUAAUUCCAGUCACUCUAAAUCAUUAAGGACAGUUUUAGGUUGUUCAAGUUAUGUAUGUUCAGGUAUGACUACGCACCCUAAAUCUCCAAAUUCCUCAUCAGCUCAUUUACAUUUACAGACCCCACACCCAACUCCUAAACCUCCCCCUAUUUCACCACCUAUUCCCCCUUUACAAAUAUCUACCCCUCCAAUUUCUGCCUCUGCUCAAACAUGUAAACUCAGUCCUCGUCCACCAUCUCAUCCAAUCUCAUCUUCCCUGUCAAAUGGGUCAGUAACUUCUCGAUCCAAUUCCUUUGCCACAUUCUCUCCACAACCUGGACAACAUCAAGCUCCUGCGUCUUAUUUGUCAACCCCUCCACAGUUAAAUGUUUCACCCCCACACCCACCCCCCCUUCCACCCUCACAGUUAACCCAAUUACCUUGUCAUUCCCAUACAUCAGGAGACCACUACAGACCAUUUCAGCAGAAAGGAAACACUACACAGAGCCUGUUGGAGACCCCCUAUAGAGAUGUCAAAGGACUUCCUGUCUUCUGGAUGAAGAAGGAACUGUAACGAUAAAACUGUGUUCUACAUGUAUGAAGGAAGCUAUUUGACGACUGUUGUUGAGUCAGCUGCUGCCAACUGGAAUGCAAUGGGAAAGAAACUAAAAGGAGAACCUUAAGAACUAGUUGUUAGUAGUCUUUAUAGUUGGAUGGUUGCCUCAGUUAAUAUUUCAGACUGAGAACUAUGUUACUGCUAAAUUAAUGUCAGUUUGUUAAAGAAUGAUAGAAAUAACAGCCAUCAAAAUGUGUUUUAACCUGGAAUGUAUAUUAGCGUGCAGGUGGCAUUCUUGCAUGGUCUUUUCCUGGAAUAACAUGUCCAUCAUACAUGUGAAACCAGCUCCCUGGAAAUUCAAGACAUGCUAUUCAAAAUAUCUCAUAAAGCAAUAAUGUACUCAAUAACUGUUCACUGUUUUGAGAAAAUUCUAUGUCAGUUGAUGAAUGUACAAAAGUAUAUGGUGU
Rhincodon typus (whale shark) is the source of this 1628-nucleotide messenger RNA. Its product is annotated as N-alpha-acetyltransferase 80. Gene Ontology annotation, biological process: protein acetylation. The coding region runs from base 1 to 1179 and encodes 392 amino acids. NCBI's taxonomy places the organism in Eukaryota, Metazoa, Chordata, Chondrichthyes, Orectolobiformes, Rhincodontidae. Gene Ontology annotation, molecular function: N-acetyltransferase activity; acetyl-CoA binding. The record is from RefSeq and is a predicted model, not a curated record. The transcript has 2 exons. Gene Ontology annotation, cellular component: cytoplasm.